GAGAAAACGUACACAGCUUCUCACACCUCACAACACCUCUCCCCCGCAACAAUGACGUCCGAACCCGCUGCCCCCGAAGCAGGUGACCAACUUCAACCUCCCAUAUCUUCCAAGUCGACAGCCGCAUCAACCCCGGCACCCACCCCUGCACCGACAGCAGCACCACAACCCGCAGCGCAACAACCUCAACCCCAACCAGCACCUGCCUCUUCCCCACUCCCCUCACGGCACACAGCCACGACCCCGGGUCCCCGUGCAGCGCGCUUCCAAGAGCUCCUCAACGGCGCCCUAUCAUCGACGCUCAAGAAACUCGCCUGGGAUAACUUCGCCGCCUGCUACCCGACCAUCGCGUCGUCUGCGCCCGCGACGCUCAAAGCCGUGCAGAAGCAGAUGGUAGAGAGGCUGGGCGCACUCUGCCGGAAGGAAUUCGACAGUAUACUCGCGAAUCGGAAUGUAGUGGCGAAGUUGAACGAGCUCGAGGGCUUGGUGAGCGAGGCGGGGCGCAGGAGGGAUGAGGGGGGGUUUGUGGGGGAGGAGAGGGAGGUUCCUGUUCCUCCGCACAUGCUCUCCGCCGAAGACGUCCUCGCCGCGCAUCUGGCGCCACACCUGGCAACCCAGCAGUCGCAGCUCAACGCCCGACUGCAGACGAUGCAGGCGCACAACUCGAAGCUGUUCGCCGACAUCCAGGGGCAGCGCGCUGAGAUGGCGUCGCUGAUGGCGUUGCUGGAGAAGCUGUUUGAGGAUAUCGAUGGGGCGAACCAAAUGAUGGAUGGGGUUAUGGAUGAUGUGGCCAAGGAGACGCGGACGGUUGAGUUGGAGAUGUCGGGGACGUAGUGCUGCUGUUGUAAGGGAUGGAUGGGAAGAAAAGGGCAGCAGUCAUCGUUGUGAAUAACGAGGACAGGGGCAAGAGAAAGGCAUUUGCAGUUACGAUUCUACGGAGCAUGAGGACGAACAGCACCCUUGUUUAAAUAGAUCGGGGGGCUUGUGGGAUACCAGGCGUUCAGGAAAGGGCGUCAAAACAGAAUUUGUGUCCAACGGACGAGUGCAAAUG
Molecule: messenger RNA, 1051 nt
Organism: Pseudomassariella vexata
Lineage: Eukaryota; Fungi; Ascomycota; Sordariomycetes; Amphisphaeriales; Pseudomassariaceae
Product: Nnf1-domain-containing protein
Exons: 2
Coding region: 52-834 (260 amino acids)
Biological process (GO): chromosome segregation
Cellular component (GO): MIS12/MIND type complex
Source: RefSeq, a predicted model, not a curated record